Carassius gibelio (silver crucian carp) is the source of this 3355-nucleotide messenger RNA. RefSeq lists its product as uncharacterized. Gene Ontology annotation, biological process: DNA integration. The transcript has 9 exons. Bases 1642 to 3144 code for a protein of 500 amino acids. The record is from RefSeq and is a predicted model, not a curated record. NCBI's taxonomy places the organism in Eukaryota, Metazoa, Chordata, Actinopteri, Cypriniformes, Cyprinidae.
AACCUCUUGAACUCUGGCCACGCCCUAGGACCCACCGGUGGGUCCGCGGGGAGGUCAUCAUACUAUUUUUAAAAAAUCUAUAAACUGUGAAGCACAAAACUAGUCAUAUAUGGUAUUUUUUGAAAGCGUAGAACCUCUGCUUUCUUGCAAGUCCCAUGGUAUUUGCAUUAAUUUUACAUAAAAGAAAAUAAUAAGGUAUAAAUUCGUUCUUCCACAACCACCCCCCCCUUGAGAAAAUCAGAUGAAUAAUGUUCAUAUUUCAUAUUUAUAGCACACAAACUCACCAAACAUGGACAAGUCACACAUCAAAUGAAAGCUCUCACUCUCAGGAAUGUCACUGUGUACUUUAUUUCACCGAUCUUAUACAUUACAGUGACAUAACAAAUAAUAAUUUUCAAAAGAAUCACGAAAACUGAAAUUACUUAUGUGAACAAGCAAACGUAUGCGUCAUAUUUCUGCGCUGAUAACUACAUCUGUGCUCACAUACUAGCCUAAAAUCCUAUAUCAGCUUUUACAUUAGGUUGUUUUCUUCAAAAUGAGAGCAUUCUCGUGUGUCUGUGAGCAUGCAUGGCUAAACGGCACUAUAAUAUGUCUCAGAUGCGCAGAUCAAAACAUGCAAUGCAGCGUAAAACAUGACCAGUAUUUGUAUUGACUCUCUUUGAUUCCUUUCGACUUGCAAUGACGUCAUCACGCAGUGCGUCCUAUGUCAUGAAAGCUGACAGCCUCCCCUCUCCAUAGACACAUCGAUCAAGCUUCUAGACCAUUCAGAGCCCGAGUUGUUCCUUUCCAAAGUUGAGGAGGUGGGACUAAAGAAAACGCCGCAAACGGGCGCAGAUGAUUAUUGAUGAGUUGAUCGGAAGUUGGUUUGUGAUUUUGGAUAGCGUUUUAGCGAAUUAUUGCGUGCUUUUAUUACUGUUAGAGUUAUAUGUCUCUGAAAAAUGACUUCAAGAAAGUUUUUUGUUGGUGUGGAGGCGGCUUUGGAGGAGUUUGAUCGGAUGUCCGACACUGAAACUUGCAGCGAGGCUAGCUAGCUUUGACUCGGUCAGAGAAGCUGCUUACAAACUGGGAGAAGACCCUGAUUUUGAUUGUAGCAUCCAGUGGUGAAGAAUGGGAGCCAGCAAGUCAGGAUACUUAUCUUGUGUGUGUGUGUGUGUGUGUGUAAAAUAAAAUGCAAGAACAGAACUUUGCCUUAUUUUGCUUAUUAUAUGACAUGAGUUUUUUUAUGGAAUUAAUCUUGUGCCAAUAAAAAUGAACGUAUCUUUUCAAGAAACUAAUGAAAAUAUAAAUUGAAACUGAAUAAAAUAUCUUUGAAACUGAAAAAGAAUAACUCGCUGGCAAAUUAAUUGGCUUCGUUUUUAAUACACUGCAUGUUUUGCUAACUAUUUCUCAUAUUUCUUUCGCUGAUCUGAACUUACAAAUGCGCUUCCAGAGUUUUCAUUUACGCUUCUGAUUUUUUCGUUUACGCUUCUGAAGUUUUCGUUCGCAAUUCUGACACAAACCUACCGUGUGGGCGGGCUUAACAGCGGUUUGCUCUCAUUGGCUGGUGAGAUUUAGAUUGACGGCUCCUUGAACCGGAAAGAGAGACUUCAGCGGCGCGAAUUUUGAGUUCUGUGUAACAUCAACAAUAUUUAUAAAACCAAGAUGAGUAAUCAGGAGCGGCACGGAGCGUCAUCAACAUCCUCAACCGCAGGGCAUUCGAGGCAGCCUGAGGGCCAAAGAGAAAUGUCACUUCUCCAGGAACAAGUGCAAGAGGAUAUCUUGCAGCGUAUGCUAACCAAGUUUAACUUGAUUUGUCGGAAUGAAGCUAUAGAUUUGGAUUACCUCCUGGAUGUUGCUCAGCAAGAACUUGCUUUGGCUAUUAAUGCAUCAAAUCAUGUUAACAUCCCAGAUAAUUUAAUUAUGGGUCUACAGGAGUUAAUCAACGUAGUUAAUAUAUCUCUGAAUUUGGAAGAGACUUCAGGAAACGCAUCAGAAAUUGUAACUUACACCUGGGGAAACCUGGGACGCCCACGUUUGGAAAUCAGCAGGGAUGACCUUAAAGAACUUCUCACUACUGCUCUUCCUGUAAAAACUCUUGCACAGCUCUGUGGUGUUUCCAGAAGAACAAUGAACAGAAGACUGAAGGAGCAGUCCCUCUCUGUCAGAGGCUGCUAUUCCAGCAUAUCAGAUAAUGAACUUGAUCGUGUGGUGAGAUCAAUAAAAAUAAGAAUGCCCCAUGCCGGUUACAGGCUAGUGAAAGGGGAACUUUUGGCUAGAGGACACCGCAUACAAUGGCACAGGGUGAAGGCCAGUAUGCAACGGGUGGAUGGAGCUGGAAUUUUGGCCAGAAUGUUCCAGCUUGGUUUUGUAGCUCGUAGAAGUUAUUCCGUUCCUGCUCCAUUGUCCUUAGUUCAUGUGGAUACCAACCAUAAACUAAUCACAUUCAACAUUGUGAUAUUUGGUGGGAUUGAUGGAUUCUCAAGGAAGAUCCUGUAUCUUGAUGCUGCUGCAAACAACAAAGCAUCGACUGCUUUCUCAUUUUUUUUGGAGGGUAUCCACAAACAUGGGUGGCCAUCGAGAGUACGUGGUGACCAGGGAGUUGAAAAUGUGGACAUCGCUCGUUGCAUGUUUUCAGUACGAGGAACGGGCCGAGGCAGUUUCAUUUCUGGAAAAAGUGUGCAUAAUCAAAGAAUUGAGCGUCUGUGGUGUGAUGUUUGGUCAGCCGUCUCUUGUAAAUAUUAUGAAGUCCUGCAUACAAUGGAAGAAGAGCGAGUGCUUGAUCUAUCCGAUGAGCUGCACCUCUUUUGUGUGCACUAUGCAAUUCUUCCACGGUUGAAAUCGGACCUGAAGGGCUUCACGGGGAGCUGGAACAACCAUCCGAUCAGAACAGAGGGAAAUCUUUCACCAGAACAGCUUUGGUACAUCGGAAUGUUACAGACACCAGUGGAUGAGCCAGAUAUAGAGGUGGUGGAGCAACUUUUUCGAGAGGAAACUGCUGAUACUGACCCAGAGGAUGGUGUGGUGGUGCCAGAGAUCCAUUGCCCUUUUUCUGACCAAAAACUUGCCGUUCUGCGUGGAUUAAUUAAUCCCUUGACAUCACCAUUGAAUGACAGGGAGCUCUAUGUCCAGACACUUUCUAUCAUCAAAAGAUUGUGCUCUAUUUAACAUUUAAAUGUUUAAGUAAAACACUCAGAAGUACACAUGCAGUUCUGUCAGAAUUUUAAUUAAAGAAAUUCAGUUAUUUGCCAGUAAAACAUUUAAUUUUAUACAAUGCUGUAAAACAUGUAACCAUUCAGAAGCAUGUAAAGUUAUUAACACGUUGAACAUUGUAUCUCUGAACUUUAAAGAUUAAAUUAAAACUAUUGAGAGAUGUGGA